This is a messenger RNA of Tachysurus vachellii, 2215 nucleotides long. It is a transcript of the gene zc4h2, whose product is annotated as zinc finger, C4H2 domain containing. Gene Ontology annotation, biological process: positive regulation of neuron differentiation. Lineage: Eukaryota; Metazoa; Chordata; Actinopteri; Siluriformes; Bagridae. The record is from RefSeq and is a predicted model, not a curated record. The coding region runs from base 140 to 817 and encodes 225 amino acids. Gene Ontology annotation, cellular component: nucleus. The transcript has 5 exons.
AUUGAGUGUGUAGGAGCUUGUUGUAGUCCUCAGCGCUUUAGCAUCAGUGCUCGUGUUGUUAUGAGCCGAACAGCACGAAUAUAAAACCUCACAGCGCCUUAUAUUCGGUCCGCAAGCAAAAAGUGACUGAAACGUGGAGAUGUCGGACGAGCAGGAGAUCAUGAGCAAGCUGGAGAAUAUUAAAGAGAUCCGUAAUAAGACGGUUCAGAUGGAGAAGCUGAGGUCUCGACUCCGCUCCGAGUUUGCGACGCUGGAAUCUGAGGAGAAACACCUGCGAGAGUACAAACAGGAAAUGGAGCUGCUGCUGCAGGAGAAGAUGGCACACGUCGAGGAGCUCCGCCUCAUCCACGCUGACAUCAACGUGAUGGAGAACACUAUAAAGCAGUCAGAGUGUGAUCUGAACAAACUGCUGGAUUCGACUCGGAGGUUGCACGAUGAGUACAAACCGCUGAAGGAGCACAUCGACACCCUGAGAGCGGCGCUCGGCCUGCAGAGACUUCCGGAACUCAGCCGAGAGGAGGAGCGACUGUCCCUCGAUUAUUUUGAGAAGCACAAAGCCGAGUGGCAGACGGAACCCUCGGAGCCUCCAAUCCCAGAAUCCUUAGCGGCAGCGGCAGCAACCGCACAACAGCUUCAGGCAGCAAGGAAACAAGAUGCGCGACAACCAGCAACCACUUUCCGUCAACAGCCGCCGCCCAUGAAGGCAUGUCUGUCGUGUCAUCAGCAGAUCCACCGCAACGCCCCGAUCUGUCCUCUGUGUAAAGCCAAGAGCCGCUCGCGCAACCCCAAAAAACCCAAAAGGAAACCUGACGAGUAACAAACACACACACACAUACACACAGACACACACACCACAUACACACACACACACACACAUACACACAGACACACACAUACACACACACACACAGACACACACACAUACACACAGACACACACACAUACACACACAGACACACACACAUACAGACACACACACCACAGACACAAACAUACACACAAGCACACAGACACAGAAACACACACAGACAGACACACACACAUACACACAGACACAGAGACACACACAUACAGACACACACACACAUACAGACACACACACACACAUACAGACACACAUAUACACUCACGCACAGACACACACUCACACACAGACACAGACACACACACACAUACAGACACACACAUACAGACACACACACAUACAUACAGACACACACAUACAGACACACACACACAUACAGACACACAUAUACACUCACGCACAGACACACACUCACACACAGACACAGACACACACACACACACAUACAGACACACACAUACAGACACACACAUACAUACAGACACACAUAUACACUCACGCACAGACACACACUCACACACAGACACACACACACACACAUACAGACACACACACAUACAGACACACAUAUACACUCACGCACAGACACACACUCACACACAGACACAGAGACACACACAGACACACACACAUACAGACACACACAUACAGACACACACACAGACUACAGAAAUACUCUCUCUCUUACACACACAAACACACAGUAUAAAUACACUGUUGCUUGCUUCCUCUUUCUGUGUUUUUAUCAUUUUGUUUUUAGAUUUCUGUGCUUUGGGGAAUCAGAAGCUAAACACUUGGGUAACUGAGUUAAAGCUUAAAUCUCAAACUAGGAGAAAAGUUGAAUAGUGAAUAAAGUGUUUCUUUUGUGGUGUGUUUAGAGUUCCGAGUGAGUGUAAUGUGGACAUUUUCCCUGAUAAUGAAGGACACUUAAUUUUUAGGUUUUUAAAUGAAGUGUUUGUGUUAUUUUUUAUUCUUCUUUAUAAAUGUACAUUUUACUACUUAGAAGGUUUUGUAUUUGUGUUUCUUUAUUUGUUCCCUUCACACCUCUCUUUUCUACAGAACACCAGUGAAUUUAACUUUUUAACUCAUCUGUGUGAAAAUGUGCUUUAAGUUUGUGAUUUUUAUUUUCAGAUGUUUACGAAGUUUCUUAUUUUUUUGUUCUACAUUUGAACAAUUGUGUUUUUCCUCUUGAACAGUGAUGAUGGAAAGUUUUGUGAAUGUGGCAUUAAAUGAUCAGUUUGUACAAAUAUCUUCAAUUUAUUAUGUCGAAUAAUUGUUUCUUGUGUAUUUAUAGCUCAUUUUUUUUGUAAAUAUUUUGUAUGUUGUAUUUUUUUCUCAUUUUCAUUAAAA